CUCGUUGGACUCGUGUUUUGCAUGUUUGCGAGACUGAAGUUAAAACUAUGAGUAUUUUCUGUCGCUCAGGAAUAUUAGUGUCGCGGGUGUGUCAGAGUAGUAGUUUAUUAGGACAUAAUGGUGCGUUCAGAGGCCUGAGCUCGUUACGUACAGCUCGGCAUCAUCUCGUUAAUGCACAUUUAUCGUCAUGUCAACAGUCCUGGCGGCUCCCGUGUCGCUUUGAUACUCACAGAUGUUUCUCUGACAUUGGUGAAAAAACACACUCGGAGAGCUCAGACACGUUUGAAGACACAGCCUACGAAAUGGACGACAACAGCAGACAUAGUAGACCCCAGAGUCGGAGAUCUCCAGAGACUUUCAACCUCGACGUCCUGGUGUCUCUACUCCGUCAGGAAAAUGCUGUGGACAUUUGUGUGAUUAAAGUACCAGAGAAUGUUGCAUAUUCAGAGUACUUUAUCGUUGCCAGUGGUAUUUCACCCAGACACCUUCGUGCAAUGGGACUGUAUGCCAUCAAAGUGUACAAAUUUAUGAAGAAAGAUAGUGAUCCAAACGUGAAGAUUGAAGGGAAGGAUGCAGAGGACUGGAUGUGUAUUGAUUUUGGUAAUAUGAUUGUUCACUUCAUGCUGCAAGAGACCAGAGAAGAGUAUGAACUGGAGAAACUCUGGACUCUCCGUGCUUAUGAUGAACAGCUGCAGAGGAUACCUGCUGAGAAGCUACCAGAAGACUUCAUACUUGAUCUUGAACUCACAAAGUGAGAAAUCAUCUAAGCUGUGCUUAGUUUUAACAGCUUCAAACGAACUUUGGAUGUUUUCUUCACUAUCCUCAUGGAUAGUAAUUACUGCUUUUGUUACCUAUAUGUGAAACUGUGUCCCUUGUUUAGAUACAAAUUAGGAAUCACUGUUCCAUCAUAUCGAUUCAUUUUAUAAACAUGCAUUUCUUUUCCUAACACCGAUGAGAAUUACUUGGUUUGUCAAAUAAAAUUGUCUAUGUAUAAAUGAUCUGAAUUUGAAGAAUAUCUAUUUCAUCAUGUUUUCAUGGUUGAAAAUAAAUUAUUUGAAUAC
This is a messenger RNA of Cololabis saira (Pacific saury), 1061 nucleotides long. It is a transcript of the gene malsu1, whose product is annotated as mitochondrial assembly of ribosomal large subunit 1. Gene Ontology annotation, molecular function: ribosomal large subunit binding. The transcript is spliced from 4 exons. The coding region runs from base 48 to 755 and encodes 235 amino acids. Gene Ontology annotation, biological process: negative regulation of ribosome biogenesis; negative regulation of translation. Gene Ontology annotation, cellular component: mitochondrion. Lineage: Eukaryota; Metazoa; Chordata; Actinopteri; Beloniformes; Belonidae. The record is from RefSeq and is a predicted model, not a curated record.